Molecule: messenger RNA, 3281 nt
Organism: Petromyzon marinus (sea lamprey)
Lineage: Eukaryota; Metazoa; Chordata; Hyperoartia; Petromyzontiformes; Petromyzontidae
Gene: SPPL2B
Product: signal peptide peptidase like 2B
Biological process (GO): membrane protein proteolysis
Cellular component (GO): lysosomal membrane; lumenal side of endoplasmic reticulum membrane; cytoplasmic side of endoplasmic reticulum membrane
Molecular function (GO): aspartic endopeptidase activity, intramembrane cleaving
Source: RefSeq, a predicted model, not a curated record
AUUUCCGGUUCCGCGUGACCCCUUGCCCCCUGCACACCCCGCCCCCACCGAGACGGCGAGCCUCGCCACCACCAAGUGCGCCCUUGAUUGAGUUGUUAAUUGAGUUCGUUGAUUGAGUCGUUGAUUGAGUUCGUUGAUUGAGUUCGUUGAUUAGGGCCGAGUCGGGGGUCAUUAGCGCGGGCUCGGGGGUCAUUGUCGCGUGCGUUCGAGUCCUCCUGUCGGGCCGACAUGGCCACCGCGAGGCCGCUCCGAGCCACGGUCUUGUUGGCGGUGCCGCUGCUGUUGUUGUUUGGAGUCGCCAUCGAACCCGUGCGCGCGGAGUACGGCCUCCUGUACGUGUACGUGGGGGACGCGGAGCACACGGCGGCACACCGCUACUGUGUGCAGUACAACCCGCAGUGGGGGGCCCUCCCCCUGGUCCCAGCCGCAGCUAAAAAGUGGCCCCUGCGCAACGCAUCCCAAUCGCUGCUCUGUAAGGCGGCAGACGUCCCUGCCGGUGGCUUUCACGCUGGUGCUGCCCUGGUGCAACGUGGGAACUGCACGUUCUAUGAGAAGGCGCGCCUCGCGCAGUCCAGCGACGCGCUGGCACUGCUCGUCGUCAGCAAGGAGGAACUGGUGGCUCCCGGUGGCAAUGCAUCGGAUUACGAAAACAUAUCUAUCCCCAUUGCAACUGUGAGCCACAAGGACGUGCUGCUGAUGGGCAAGCUGGUGGUGCCCAAAAAUGCCUCCUUGUUCGUGUCUCUCUCCGCACCCCGCGAGCCGCUGCUGGACUACAACCUGCUGCUGCUCUUCGUCAUCGCCAUGGGAACGGUUGCUGUCGGAGGAUACUGGGCCGGCGUGCGCGACUCCCACGGAAGGCGUUUCAAGUGCAAGCGCGAGGAUGCAGAAGGCGAAGGAGGUGAUGGGGACGGAUACAGUGGUAGUGCGGAGGAGGAGGCUCUGGACGUGUCCCCGCUGAUGAUCUUCAUCUUCUCUGUCAUGUGCUGCGUCAUGCUUCUGCUACUGUUCUUCUUCUACGACUACCUGGUGUACGUGGUUAUCGCCAUGUUCUGCCUCGCCUCGUCCAUGGGCCUUUACUGCUGCCUGGCACCUCUCGUGCGUCAAGUUCCCCUGUGCACGUGCAGGCUCCCGGCCACAUGGCGGCCCUUUCUGGGUGGCCGCCCCCAGGUGCGGCUGCUACUGCUGGGAGCCGGUUGCAUGGCUCUCGCCAUCACGUGGGGAGUGUUUCGCAACCACAGCUGGGCGUGGGUUCUUCAGGAUAUCCUGGGGGUGGCGUUCUGCCUGAACAUGCUUUGUACCGUCCGCAUGCCCAGCUUCAGGAUCUGUGUGCUGCUCCUGGGGAUUCUGUUCUUCUACGACAUCUUUUUUGUGUUCAUCACGCCAUUUCUGACGAGCAAUGGGGAGAGCAUCAUGGUGCAAGUGGCCACUGGACCAUCCAAAUCUACCAGCCAUGAGAUGCUGCCCAUGGUGGUGAAGGUGCCUCGCUUGGCUGCAACCCCACUCUCCAUGUGUUACCAACCCUUUUCCCUGCUGGGCUUCGGAGACAUCCUCGUGCCAGGCCUGCUGGUGGCAUACUGCCACCGCUUUGACGUGCAGGUGCAGUCCUCGAAGCUCUACUUCAUCGCCUGCACCAUGGCGUAUGGGGUGGGGCUCCUGCUCACCUUCCUGGCGCUGGCGCUGAUGCGGAUGGGCCAGCCGGCGCUGCUCUACCUGGUGCCAUGCACACUGCUCUCCAGCCUGCUAGUGGCGUGCUUCCGUGGGGAGCUCGGCAUGUUCUGGAAGGGAACGGGAUACACGGUCAUUUCCAAGUCUUGCGGCAAGAAUGUGGCAGGAACCACCGUACCCACGCUGGGCGAGGAAGCGUCGGAACAGUCUCCAGACUCCGGAGACGAGACACCGGGAAGCGUGCGACCAGGAGGCAAGGUGCCCACCGAAGGUUCCCCGCUGCUCGGGAGUCUUUGAGCAACGGCAAAACUUCCGGGGGGGGCGGCGGCUGCGUUUCUUGUGUGUGCAGAUGAGUCGCGAACAGCGGGACGAGAAGAGGCAGUCGCGUCUGCACGCUACGCUUGACGGACAGUCGGCUUGGGUUUGAGCAACAUGGUAUAAAACACUUUGAACCUUGAAGGGGUGUUUUUUUUCCCUUGUCACUUUUAAUUUGUGAUGACUUAGAAAAGUUACGCGCUGAUUUAUUGUUUUAAUAGUGCUGUACAAAACAAAAUGUAAAAUACAUUAAUAUUUUUGCUAAAGUCAAAAAUCGCCAGCUUUUUUUGUUGUUCAGGGAACCUGGUGAGAUGUUGCAGUGAUUUAUUCAGCCAUGGAGAAAUAUCUACCACGAAGCCAGGCAGCCCAAAGAACAGCCACAUAUCCGGGUGCGUUCCCUUAGGUCGUCCUUAAACCUUCCCCCAUUUAAAUUCGAUGUGCUCACUUGGAGACCCCUACCCAUGAACACCGUUCAUAAAGUUCUUACCUAAUGUAUGCGCUUGCAGAUGGACAUUGAUUGCAGAAGUCGUCAGUUUCACGUGAAUGGUAUCGGGAGUGGCGAGGUUUUUGUUACCAAAAGUAUGGAAACUUACACCUAAGUGUUGUACUGAGUUUGAAAGUAUGGAUGUUUCCAAUUGGAUUGGCAUCCUGGAAGAUGUUUUACUCUUCGAUUUCAAACAAGAUUAUAUUUGGGGAUUGCAGAGAAUGGAGCUCAAAGGUAAGAAUCUGUGACUGCAAUUUAGUUAUUUCUUUUGAAGAUGUUUAUCAAACUGACAUUAACAAAAGCGUCAAGAACAGGAACCAAGAUCAGUAAUUGCCAAUUGCAGCCCGACAGUGUAAAUGAAGCAUUUUGCUCAGGGAGAGAAAUACACCCAUCUCGCCUUUUGUUCUCGACAUUCAUACGUUACGGGUGAUGCUUGAAGCCGCACGGCCGCGACUUGGGUUCACAGGAGGGUAGGGAUAUCAGCUGGCUUUGAACUCCUUGUUGCACGUACCUGCCCUACUUCAAGGCCCUUUUGCAGCCGUGACACCGUGUUCAGGGCCGCUGUGCACAAUUCACUAGACGUAGGUGAUGUAACAUGCAGGGAAAGCCAAUGGGAACCGCCAUCUCGCCCACACCCUGCCCAGAACGCUUCUAACGUGUAUACAAUAGAUCACAUGGUGUGUGUUCCUGGGGUUAGUUUUGAAUGUUUUGCAACUGUGCACACCUGUUAUCUGGGGUGUCUCUUAAUAAGUACCUACGUGCCUUGGAAUUUGCACUUUUAAUCUUGGUGUAAUUAAACGUGCGGUUUAUAAGUUAU